UCCAUCCGGUUUCACUCCCUUUCUUGCAGUUCACCACUAGAUUUUGCUCUUAACGCGUCUCCCGUCAUGGCAUCUACAGUGGAAGUCGGCGUUUCUGCCCUCGUUUACGAUUAUUUAUUAAAAAAAGAUUCAUCACUCGCAAAUAUAUUUCAACAAAAAACAAAAGCACCAUCGUUACCGAAAGGAUCGCCAACAAUUGUCGAUGUUGUAACGCAUUAUCAAAAGAAUGCGACAAAAAAAUUGAUAAUCAAACCACAAAAAAAAGAAAGUAGUCCGGACACAAGUUCCGAAAGCGAGGACGAAACACCACCUCCACCUCCUUCUUCGACAAAGGUAAAAACAGCAGCAGCAGCACCACAAUUAAAUGGCAAAACACCAACAAAAACUGCUGCCAAAAAAGAAGAAUCAAGCUCAGACGAUUCAUCAUCAUCGAGCGAUGAGGAAAAAUUACCAGCGAAAAAAUCACCACAAAAAAUUGUAACACCUGCCAAGGCAAAAACACCGGCAAAAUUAACAAAAACCCCCGCUAAAAAAGAGGAAUCAAGUUCAUCUUCAUCUGACGAUGAAGAAGAAGAAGAGAAAAAACCAAAAUCCACUCCCGUAACAUCGAAAAAUGUUCCACAAUUAGCGAAAGGUAAAAAAGAAGUCGCCAAAACACCAGCGAAAAAAGAAUCAAGUUCCUCGGAUGAUAGUUCAUCAGAGGAGGAAAAAGCGCCGAAAAAAGUGGAAAAUGUAAAACCAACUCCCAAGGCUAAGGUUCAAGCUGCCAAAAAGCAGGAAAGUUCCGAUGAUAGUUCAUCAGAAGAUGAGAAAGAGAAACCAAAACCAAUGCAAAAUUUGAAAAAACCCGCUGCUAAAGCUGUUCCAACAAAGAAAGAAUCUUCAUCAAGUUCCGAAGAGGAGGAAGAAAAACCAGUACAGCCAGUACAAAAGGUAACAAAAGCAACACCGAAAAAGAAGGAAUCAUCCUCUGAUUCCGAUUCAUCCGAAGAUGAAGCACCACCUGCAAAAAUGCAAAAACAGGUGAAAAAACCCGUAGCAAAGAAAGAAUCAUCAUCAUCAUCGGAUGAUAGCGAUGAAGAAGAAGAAGAAAAAAAAUCAUCACCUAAAAAAGUCACAUCACCAAAAAAAACAUUAGCACCUGUGAAAAUCCCCUUAAAAGCAUCGAAGGAAUCAUCAAGCGACGACGACGACGAUGAUUCUGACGAGGAGAAAACAAAAAAAACUCCCGUAAAAGUAGUAACGAAAAAGAAGGCAGAAUCCUCAGAUUCGGAAUCGAGUUCCGAGGAUGAGAAAAAAGUGGUUAAAUCACCAGUGAAGGUGGAAAAAAAGAAGGAGUCAUCAUCCAGUGACGAUAGUAGUGAGGAGGACGAAAAAGUAACACCAAAAAAGAAGGUGGAAGUAGUUAAAAAGAAGGAAUCAUCAAGCGAUGAAGAAUCUGAGGAGGAAGAGAAGCCGAAGAAAAAGCAGAAAAAAACAAAGGAAGUAGUGGAAAAAGAAAAUUCAAAUGAGGAAGAGGAGGAAGAAAAGCCGAAAAAAUCAUUGAAGCGAAAACAUAACGAUGAAAAUGAGGAUGAGGAAGAAGCUUCGUCUAUUGCUAAAACGCCGAAGAAUAAUUAUAGUAAUUUCGUCAAAGCCGGACAUAAUAGUGACAAGAAAAAUACACCAUUCCGCCGUGUUAAGGACGAAGAGGUGGAUGUGUCUCCAAAUUUGGCAAACAAUUCAUUCGAGGCAAAGAGAGGUUCAAGGGGAUCGUGGGGCGAAAGAGCAAACCACGACCUAAAACACACAAGGGGAAAAUCAUUUCGUCAUGAGAAGACGAAGAAGAAACGAGGAAGCUAUCGUGGUGGACAAAUAGAUACAAGUAUCAAUUCCAUUAAAUUUGACGAUUAAAUUAAUUUUUCCGACUUUCCGCAUUUUGAAGAAAAUAUGGAAAAAAUUUUCUUUUUUUUUAAGUAUUGUUUUCUAUUAAUUUUUUUUUGUUUUAAAUCUCUUGUAAACAUUCUACGAUGAUUAUUAUAUUUAAUGGAAUGAAAAAAAAAGACGAUUGAUCGUUAUCUCGAGAUUUUAAAUAAAUUUUUUUUUACUUAGUAAUACGAAAAACAAAAUAUAUUAUAUAUAUUAUAAAUGACCGGUUUAUAUUUUGAAAGGAGUAUAUAUUUUUUUUGUGUAUCCGAAAUAUUGUGAAUUCGGAAGAUUUUUUUUUUUUUUUUUUAUAAAUAGAUCUCGUAAGACGACUGGAAUUAUUAAAUAAUUAUGGAAAAUAAUUAUUUAUUAAUAUUGCAUUUUUUUUUCGAAAAAAAAAGAAUUCAUUAUUAAUAGAAAAUUAUUAGUAAUAAUUUUUGAAUAUUUGUUUCGUGUAUAUUGUGAUUUCCUUUCAAAUAUUUUUGUAAUUUUUUUUUUUCUAUUUCUAGAAAAUAUAAUUCUUAGAUCGAA
Leptopilina boulardi is the source of this 2436-nucleotide messenger RNA. RefSeq lists its product as uncharacterized. The record is from RefSeq and is a predicted model, not a curated record. The transcript has 4 exons. Lineage: Eukaryota; Metazoa; Arthropoda; Insecta; Hymenoptera; Figitidae. Bases 67 to 1893 code for a protein of 608 amino acids. Gene Ontology annotation, cellular component: nucleoplasm; nucleolus.